Drosophila obscura is the source of this 2123-nucleotide messenger RNA. RefSeq names its product protein spaetzle 5 (gene spz5). Lineage: Eukaryota; Metazoa; Arthropoda; Insecta; Diptera; Drosophilidae. Gene Ontology annotation, cellular component: extracellular region. Gene Ontology annotation, biological process: central nervous system formation; regulation of Toll signaling pathway; innate immune response. Gene Ontology annotation, molecular function: Toll binding; growth factor activity. Bases 631 to 1845 code for a protein of 404 amino acids. The transcript is spliced from 6 exons. The record is from RefSeq and is a predicted model, not a curated record.
GAGUGGCGCUCAUCAGUUGGCUAUGAGAGCUGCCGUCGAGAGCUUGGCUAUAGCGCGAUACGGAAAACGAAAUCGAAACUUAAAAACAGAAACAGAAACUGAAACCAAAACCGAAAAUUCAAAUUGAAAUCUCCAUCCAUCUGCACCCCCGUCUCUCCCACACACUGCGCUCGUUCGGUACGUGUUAAGUUUUUUUAAUUAGCUGAAUUUUCAAGUGAAUCUGUGGCCAACACGAAAACAAAAACAAAACAACGCAAAGCAAAACAAAAGAGAAAAUUAUACAAAAGUAAUACAAAACACAAUCCAACAAAAUAAAAGCAGCAUUAAAUGCCACAGAAGAGAGAUGUCUGUGAGGUGAAGUGAAUAAAUUCCAAGACAACAAAAUCUAAAAAAAAAAUAUAUAUAUACUUGGAAGAUCAUCCCAAAAAUCUGCUUAGAUUUCGAACAAGAUAUUUGUGGAGAAAUCCCAAAACACAAAUAUCUGUGUGUGUGUGUUUUCUGCCGAGUAUAGUAUAUAAUUGCCCGGUUUCUCUUUCGCUAACAGAUUGACAUCACGCCCUGCCAGCGGCCGAAGACUCAACGACUCGACGACUCGAAUGCAAAUGCAAAUCGACGACGAAUGAAUCGACAAUGACAAAGAGUAUUAAAUGUCUGCGCACUUCUAGUUGUAAUACAAUUCUCCUUGCCCAUGUGAUAUUAGCUUGUACUGUAGCAGCACACAGCUCGCCACCGCCAUGCGGUUUGUAUGGCGCGCCGCCUUGCCAAUUUCUACCGGCACCGCCCGGACAGACGCCCACCUGUGCCCGGCCCGGGAAGACGUAUUGCGAGCAUGUUGAUAAUUAUCCCACCUAUCUCAUCAAGAGUCUCGUCCGCAAAUGGGGCUAUGAGGCCGGCACACUGCUGGUGGACGAGACCUGGGAGGAUUUCGCUGCCGUGGCGUGGCACGAGACGCCCGUCUUCUAUGAUCCCAAGUCCAUCUUUCCGCCGCGCGAUCCCAAUACACAGGACUUCAAUGGCUACAGCUAUCAGACGCCAUUUGGUGGCAGCUCUCAAAGGGUUAACGGUGGCAACUCUCUCUUUGCCAGCAGCCCCUCAACCGAGGCACCAACGUAUCUGCUUUAUACCUCCUCGGGGGGUGGCGGUCAUGGUCAUCGAUCUGGACAGCGCUACAAUCAUCAGGCUGCGGCAGGAUCUGCGGGUCAGCUGUUCUUCAAUCAGGCAGGCAAGACCACACCAUACAAUGCCACGCUCUGGCUGAAACGUUUGGUGCGGGAUCUAAGCCGCAAGCAGAAAGAGGAAGCCCCAGAGGCGGAGCAGAAGCAGCAGCAGCCAGAAGAAGAGCACCCAGUGGUGGCUGCGGCAGGAAAGGAAGACAAGCUGCUGGAGAAGGAGCAGCAGAAGCAACAGCCAGAGGAGGAUGAACAGCAGCUGGAGCACCAUCAACUCAAACGCGAUGUCUCGCUCAACAUGGAUCUCUUAGAUAUUGUGGGUGUGGCCGGUAAUCCCUCAAAGAAGCGCUCUCGCACCAAGCGCCAAAGUCCCGGCCGCUCCACGCUCUGCCAGACCACCUCCCAGUUCAUUACGCCGCAGGCCGCCCUCAAUAGUCGCGGCAACUGGAUGUUUGUGGUCAACGAGCAGAACACCGCUCGCCAAAUGGUCAAAGCGGAGCUGUGCGCCUCGAACACCUGCUCCAACCUGUGCGAGCUGCCCAACGGCUACAACUCGAGAUGCGAGCAGAAGUUUGUGCAAAAACGUUUAAUUGCGCUCCAGGGCAACGGACAGAAUCUGUACACGGACACGUUCUGGUUUCCCAGUUGCUGUGUCUGCACGAUAGCUGCCAAUUAAACCAGGAUGGGCAUGAGGAUUGCUAGCUGUACACAGGACCAUGACAGAGCCAGUGGAGGAGCCGCGGAUACAGAACAGGCAGGACAGGAGAAGCAAGAUCCCAAUCCGUGGACAGGACACAUCGGAACCAACGUCACUUGUGCUGAAAUACGAUUUGAAAAUAGUUAUUGCAAAUUCAUAAUUGAUAUCUAAAUGUUAUAUACAAAACACACACUCUCAUAGAUACACACACACACGCAAACACACACAAACACACACGAAUAGCUGUAGCUUUUAGA